Erpetoichthys calabaricus (reedfish) is the source of this 2597-nucleotide messenger RNA. It is a transcript of the gene ca5a, whose product is annotated as carbonic anhydrase Va. Gene Ontology annotation, cellular component: cytoplasm; mitochondrion. The record is from RefSeq and is a predicted model, not a curated record. Gene Ontology annotation, molecular function: carbonate dehydratase activity; zinc ion binding. NCBI's taxonomy places the organism in Eukaryota, Metazoa, Chordata, Cladistia, Polypteriformes, Polypteridae.
AUGGCAAAAAUCGAAGAGCAGGUUAAAGUUUUAGAUGUCUCGUUCACAUUUCUAUUCCGAAUCCGCAACCUGGAAAAUCCAGUGCACCCACUAUGGCAAACUCCUGUUGGCACACCUGGGGGAAACCGUCAGUCACCGAUCAAUAUCCACUUGAGAGACAGCAUCUUUGAUCCCACUCUGCAGCCCCUCAGUAUACGAUAUGAUGCCAGAACUUGUCGUCAAAUAUGGAACAAUGGAUAUUCCUUCCUUGUAGAAUAUGAUGACUCAACUAAUAAAUCAAGAAUCUGUGGCGGACCACUGGUGGAUCACUAUAGGCUUAGCCAGUUUCAUUUUCACUGGGGUGAGAAUAAUUUGUGGGGAUCUGAGCAUACAGUAGAUAGCAAAGUCUACCCUGCAGAGCUUCAUUUAGUUCACUGGAAUGCUGCGAAAUAUACUAAAUUUGAAGAAGCUAUUAUGGAAAACAAUGGUUUGGCAGUCUUAGCUGUUUUUUUGAAGGUUGGAAAGAGGCAUGAGGGGCUGCAGAAGUUGGUGGAUGCAUUGCCUGCUGUUAGACACAAAGAUAGUGUUGUAGAAUUCACAAACUUCGACCCGACCUGCAUGUUGCCUACUUGCCCUGAUUACUGGACAUAUGAAGGAUCGCUUACUACCCCACCACUGACAGAGUCUGUUUCUUGGAUUAUCAAAAAAAGACCAAUAGAAGUCAGUCAUGAUCAGUUGGCAGUAUUUAGAAGUCUGCUCUUCACAUCUGCAGAUGAGCAAGAACAAAAGAGCAUGGUUAAUAACUUUCGUCCACAGCAACCACUUAUGAACCGCACUGUGCGCUCCUCCUUUUCACCCUUCCUGGGGAAGAUAACCAGCAGUGAAGUAGAAUCUGUUCCCUUAGGUCGUCGAUCAAAACAGUGAACCAACACAAAGGCUACUGUGUGAGCACAAUUUGGGUAGUGCAAUAACAUUUGGUUUCCCUGUUAGAUUUGGGAGCACCUGGUUUUACCUGGCACAGAGGUGUGAAAUGUCAAAUUACACAGACACAGAAAGGGUUUCUAGUUGGAAAUUUUUUCACUUUUAACAUAAAAUUUCAAGUCAUGUUGUGAAUGAAUUCAAACAGAUUUUAAGAUUCCUUUCAAGGAGAUGUCCAUGUUAUGUGCUAUGUUCAUGUUGUUAAAAUGUCUGAAUGUUUUAAGAAUAAAAUUUGUAUUAAAUACAAAAAUACUAUGAAGAAAGCUAUGGAAAAUGGUGAGCUUAUGACAUCCUUAAAUGUACUUCAGUAGCAUUUCUUCACUUAACUAUUGAAGAAAUGUUUGUAUUGAACUAUUGAAGAACUAUUAUAGACUAUUAAUGCCACUAUCUUAAAAUAUUUACUGACAAAAUCAGUUCGUGCUUUUAGCUUUUGGAUGUCUUUAGUUCAUGAAAAAGAACAAAUUACAGAAAUGUAAUUCUGCAUAACAUAGUCAUAAUCCAUGGGAAACUCUUGGGAAUAAACUGUUCACAGGAUGGUGGCUAAGAAAUCUUCAACUUUUUUUAAUCAUAUAAGGGACAUAUUGUCACAUGUUAUGGUUUUGUUCGUGUGUAUGGUUAAUUUCUUUCAAGGGUAAGCUUUGUCAUUUUAUUUAUAAAAGCCCUUGUAAAAUUGCAUUCCAUAAAAACAUGUUUAUUUUAAAGUCCACCAUUUAUAGACCCUAUCUUACAAAUAGUACAGCAAAUUGAGUAGGGCCUUGGAUAGAACUGUUAGUAAUUAUCACUAGAGAUUGAAUUUAGCAGUGUCGGCAUGAAAAAGGUUUUGCUUAGCAACUGUUUGGCAUAGUUUGGCAUGGGCUGUUUUUUAUUUGUGUUAUUUCUGAUGAUACUGUAAGACAUUUCAUUUCACCUGGCUUUUGUUCCAAAAAGGAAAGCACAAUGGUUCUCUUUGUUUACAUAAUUUGUUACAGAAGUGUCCUUGAUUUUUUUAAAUAGCUCCUCCCUUUUGAGAAUCAUGGUGGGCAUUUCAAAAUAAUUUUCAAGUAACUCUGUAACCCUAGCAAACAGUUAUGUGAAAUUUCUUGUUUACUGUACACUAAUUAUGCUUGGAACUUUUACUAUAGCAGUGCAGUUCUUAAAUAUUUGAAAAGAAUACAUUAGUAAAGAAGUGCCCUUAUCAAGAUGUAAAGUAAAGUAAUUAUGACUGCAUUUCACUCCAUUUUUCUUGUAAUAAUUUUUCAUAUAAUUCAAUAUGUAGUUCUAUUUUUUAAUCAAAAUGUACCAUAUAUUCAGUUGUAUAUUUUAAUUACAAUAUUUGGCUUUGAAAUAGGAUUACUUGGAAAAAUAUGAACUUGUGUUACUGUAGUAGUAACAAAAUACAUUUUUAAUCAUUUGUAAUGUUUAUUUGAGUAUUAAUAACAGAUGUAUUUUUUGAGAUAUACUUCUAAAAUUACAGACUAAUUGUUAACUGUAAAAUUUAUUUGAAGGCCUUUUUUCUGUCUCUUUGAUGUGUUUUCUGUAAUGUUUUAUGUGUGUUUUUUUUUUCUUUUUGUUCUUUAUGUACUGUUAUCUGAUAUACAUUUGUUUUUGCUGUAUACAUGUAAAAGUCAAAAAAGAUUAAAUGGGAUCUUACUAAUCAUUAA